Molecule: messenger RNA, 3013 nt
Organism: Sciurus carolinensis (gray squirrel)
Lineage: Eukaryota; Metazoa; Chordata; Mammalia; Rodentia; Sciuridae
Gene: C3H17orf100
Product: chromosome 3 C17orf100 homolog
Source: RefSeq, a predicted model, not a curated record
CAGCAUGUUAAGGGGAAAAUAUGUUUAAACAAAUCAAAUUCAAAAAGGCAACUCUGCCUUCGCCCUUCUAACGAUGCUCGCCUCCCGGUCCCAACUCUAACCCUGACGAGAAUCACGCCCGAAAGGAGCCCCCGGGGAAGCGGGAAAAGGGGUCUGGUCCGAGAAUGGUUCCAUCAGCGAAAACUCGAGGUUCAGAGGACUACUCACCUGUCUCCAUAGCGACGGCAGCGGCCAUAACAAGCAGACACACUAAACCGCCCGCAGCCUGACAGAAAAACUGUCCCGAAUGGCGGGGGAGGUUCCGGAAGCCACGGCUCCCACUUCCGGUCGCGGGGCAGUGUGGGAUGCGGGGGCGGGCACAACCUCGCUCCGAGGCGGGCGGCUCCGCCCAUCCCUGGCUCUCUUGGUCAGACCUGCUUUGCCCGCACAGGCCCACAAAUGGAAAGGGGAUAGUGUCCGAGGAGCAAGGUCUAAUGUUUGGAGGGACAUUUCAGCCCCUACAGCACCGUUGUGCUUCUUCGUCAUCUUGUCGUAGCACACUUACCUGUGACAACAUCGUAGUUUUCCGUUUUUGUGCCUGGAGUGAUGUAACACGUCAUUCUGGCGUCAUUUCUUAUCCUGUGACGUAACACGGGUUCUGUGGGCCUCCGGAGGCCUCAUUGGCCCUCUUGGUCCCCUUACACCUGCAGAAUGGCCUCACCCCUUGGAAGUAAGCCGUCUACUUCACGGGUGGAGACUGCCCACUACAAGGAGACGUCGAGCAGAGAGGAGACAUCCUCUCUGCAGGUGCAAACCUCUUCCCUGCAGGUGGAGACCUCCCAGCGUCACUAUGAGGAGUCCUCCCUCUCCCCCUCUGGGAAGCGACUUCCUAAUGUCCUCGAGAUUUCCUCUCAACACGUGGAAAUCUCACAGAGCAAAGAAACGUCGUCCCACCACGUCAGAACCUAGUCUCUAAUGGUGGAGAUGUCUCUGCAACGCGGAGAGCCUGCCAAGAGGGACAAGAAGGCCUCGUACCAGAACGUAAAACUGGCCUGAUGAAAUGCCUCCCAAGGGCUGUGGCCCUUAGCCAGAACAGAAUUGUUUCCACUUUCCAGCGAGCCAGCUGCCAGGAGGACCAAUCAUCUUUAGUUUCAUGGGAACAGCCCAUAAAUCAAUGUAAGAAAUAGUCAAGCUGCGGUUUCUGGAUUCAGCCAACAUUUACUGACCAUGCUGCACCUUGGAUCAUCCCACUUUUGACCCAGUGAACUAUUUUAACUUGAAGCCAGCAUAAAAGGUUUUCAGACCUGUGAUACUGUGUUGACUGGGUUGAUGGACAGAGAGACUGAAUCUCUGAACCAGUAUCUGGAAGACUGCUUUGAACAUGACUCUGAAAAAGACAAACACCUGAUUUCUGUAUGAUUGAUUCUCCAUGAAGGACACAGGAUCCUGUAGCUUCUUCCUGUUAAAUUUGUUUCACAAGAGGGAUUUUAUCUAGUUUUUUUCCUCCAAUUUUUAUUUAUUCAUGUUUCAGAACUGAAAUCCAAAGAGACACACAGAGCAAGAAAGUGUAGAAAAGGACAAGAGUCAUGAAGAAAAAGAUAUCGGCCAUACAAAUAUCUUUUACAGAUUCCAUACCUUUAAAAUGAUUCUUGUAUGUUAAAGAAGCCUGUUUGUCAUAAUUAUUAAUGUACCUAUUGCAUUUUGUGUGUGUUAGCCACACUGUGGGUCAUCCUCCUCACAUGGUCUUCUCUUGGAAGUUCCAAAGGAACAUGGUGCUCUUGUUCCUAUGACAUGCUAUAUAAUGCUAAGCACGAUGUGUGUACUAUAAUGAGUGAAGAGCAGUGUUUUCUCCAUUCCCAGCCCAGAAAGCCUUUAAUGGCUCAGUCUAAUAAACCAUUGGAUUUAUUGUGGUCAGCAGUAGUUGUGACUUGCCUUCAGUGGUAGCCAGCCAGGUUGGAUUGAAAAAUUAAGUACAAAUCCAUCUAAGGAAGAAGUCAGCACUUCUCAUUCUCCUCGUAAUCUUCUCAUUUAUACAUAAGCUGAGGGCAGUUUACAAAAUUGAUCAUAUAUAUUUACUAUCUGUUGUGUUUAAAACACUUGAAAUGAAAAAAUGAUAUUGAUGGGAUUCUCUUUCCCCAAACUAACACAAGCCAUGGAAGAACCAUGGGUCCAACAGCAAGGUUUUUGGCUCAAGUCCUGAUCUAGAUUUUCCGGAAUUCCCAUUCCUCUGUUCCUUCUGUUACUCCCACCCCAGUAUGGCUAAUGCAAAUAUCCAAGUCCUGGAUACUUGAUCCAACUUCUAUUUGGUUUAAUAACCUUUAAUUGUGUAUCUCCUACAAACAGUCUAAGCCCUUUCCAUUCUACAUAUCUCCCUGAGUAAUCUAUAUGGUUAGAAUUGUAUGGCUGCAAAUAACAAAAACCUGCCCAAAAUGACUGAAACACAACAGUAAAUCCUAUGGCAUUUCAUCCCAGUAAUGCCAUCAGAGGUCCAGUUUGUGUUUCUGCUAUACCAUCUUUAGCACUGUUUCUUUGUCUUCCUGCUUGCUGCCUCAUGUAUACAAGAUGCUUUUGUACCUCCAGCUCUCCCACCUGUAUCCAGUCACAGAAGGGAAAAGGGAAGGGAUUGAGUGGUUGUUUUUUCUACCAAGAUUUUGCCUUAUUAGUUGGGAAGGGAAACCUUUCCCGAGGACUUCUGUUUGCAUCUCAUUGGCCAAAACUGAAUUAUAAUGACUACCCUUAGCACAGAGGAGUUAGGGAACUCAAGUGUGGCACUUCUUUCAGGUGGUCUUUAAUAGUUCUCUCAAAUCUCUAAGCGAUAACCUUGUUCUUUUCAUUUCUAGGGCAUCGUUGACCAGAGAACUUAGAGUAGGUCCCUCAAAGCUAUCAGAAGGCAUUCCUUAUGACCUUUGUCUCAUAUUGGUGCUGCUGAUGGAAUUUCUGAAAUAUAUUUUUGCUAGAAAAUAAGUCUCUCUUUUUUUUUUUCUCCUUUCAGAACUUUAAAGGUGUUGCUUUUGUUAUCUUCUGACUUACAUUG